UCUUCUCCGCGGCGUGUGCUUAACCCUGAAGCAAACCCUAAUGGAGGAGGACCCUUGUUAACCCGGACGUUUUAAGCAGCCGAACAAAUCCAAAUCGCCCCUAGCCACAGUGCCAGCACGGAGACUUAAGAGCCACCCCACCCCCACGUGAACGCCAUGGGGUUAUUACCCUCGUUAAAACCUAUGGAUUUCUAGCAUCAUCUCAAGAACCCGGACAAAAAUCUCGCUUGCUUCAACUUGUGAAACCGCUGAGGUCGGAACAAAAACCUCCCAAAAAAGGGUUCGAAAGGCAGAUGAUAAAAGGCCCCCGGAUCAUCUCGAUUAGAAGUGUUCAAGUAAUCGAAUAAAAAAUUCCAUUUCUUUAUCCCUGUGCCGUGACGGCGGCGGCGACCAUGGCGGGGGGCGGAGCGGCAGACGAGAACCCGGCGGCGGCGGCGGUGCCUGACGAGCUCGGCGGCGGCGCGGACGCCAGCUUGAAUGCCUUCUUUGACCACGCGGGGUUGGAGUUGGCGGCGGUCGGAGGGGGCCAGGGGCCCGAGGAAGAGGAGGAGUUGGAGUGGCUCUCGAAUAUGGACGCGUUCCCUUCGGUGGAGACCAUGGCGGCGGAGGUGGUGGCGGAGGCGGCGCCGUCGCGUCCGUCGGCCGGGCUGGGCCGCCUGGAGGCGCUGCCCCAUGUGGUGGGUCCGAGGACCAAGGGGCUGCGGCGGCGGCGGCGGGUGACGGCGCCGUGGAGCCUCCCGCCGGUGCUGCCCCCGGCGCCCCCGACCGCCGGCGGUGCGGCGCCGCGGCGCCGGUGCACGCACUGCGGGUCGGAGGAGACGCCGCAGUGGCGGCAGGGCCCCGCCGGGCCCAGCACGCUGUGCAACGCGUGCGGCGUGCGGUUCAAGUCCGGGCGGCUCUUCCCGGAGUACCGCCCCAUCAACAGCCCCACCUUCUCCCCGCUGCUGCACUCCAACUCCCACCGCCGCGUCCUGGAGAUGCGCCGCCACGUGGAGGAGGAGGCCGCCGCCGGGGGCAUCCGCGCCGGCGCCAGGGCCCGCCGCGCCGAGCGCGCCGCGGCGCGCGCCGCCGCCUCCUCCGACCAGAGCAAGUGACGGCAGCAACCGCCUCCGACCGAGCGAGAAACGGUCCCUGCUUCGUCGCCGAUGGAGGAUGGAGAUGAUUGGAGAUCGAUCAUGAUUACCCUCGCUGCAUCCUUAUCCGCGUAGUUUCGUUUUGCAAUUCCGCUAGUUUUGUUAGGACAGUAGGAUUAGAGGUUCAAAGCAUCUGCAGCGGUGAGAAGAGAGCGCCAUCGUGAUCAAAUUUCCUGCAGCCCAGCAGCUGCUGUAAGUGACUCAUGGUGAUAAGCUUAAGCUGUGUCUGUCAGACUCAAAUGGGGAUAAGGGCUUUAUCAGGUCGCCUGUUCCUGCUAGCCUAGGGGAGUCGUCAAUCAGAGAGCAUGGGGCUCGGCAUCAUACGGAGAGUGACAUGUCCGCCACUCGCCGGGCUAGAUGCCGCUGGAUCAUACGAUUUUGACGGGGUUUCCUUCCAUUUCGCCGUGAUUGAGGCCGGCAGAUCACACU
This is a messenger RNA of Setaria italica (foxtail millet), 1562 nucleotides long. Its product is annotated as GATA transcription factor 7. Bases 393 to 1094 code for a protein of 233 amino acids. Gene Ontology annotation, molecular function: sequence-specific DNA binding; zinc ion binding. The transcript has 2 exons. Gene Ontology annotation, biological process: regulation of DNA-templated transcription. Lineage: Eukaryota; Viridiplantae; Streptophyta; Magnoliopsida; Poales; Poaceae. The record is from RefSeq and is a predicted model, not a curated record.